UGGCGACAUGUUCCAUAGUUCUGCUCUAGUCAAUGCGCAGGCGCCGAACACUUUUGCCUAGCCUUUUCAGUUUUCAGUUUUCACAACAAGACUCUUCCCCCUCUGCAGUCUGCACUGCGACUCCUAUACUUACUCAAAACACGUGGUCCGGCGUUCAGUUGAUCGAGACUAUUAACGUCGUUCUGAAGUAAUAAGCUUCGACUUUUUUUAUUGUGUAUAUAUCUACUUAUAAGUGUAUUUCUUGCAAAAUUGUGAAAUAAAAGUAUCAAAAAUGUCAGCCAAAGAUUUCGACGUCAUUGUCGGCGGAACAACGGGGUUCAUCCAUGGAGUUAAUAUAUCUUCAACAACUAACAUUGUCAAGACAAUCCAAAAUCCAGCCUCGAACGACAACCACGGGGAGGUAUCUUGCAUGGAAUGGGAAAAUCUAAACGAACAAAAUAUUCUUAUAGGAUGUGGAAAAAACAAUGUUCGUAGCGUCAAAAUCUAUGAUACGGAAAAUCAUUCGUUAAGAACGUUAUUCGUCGCCGAUGUUGGUUUGGGUGCCAUCAGAGGUUUAGCUAAAUAUAAUGAACAAGUGCUUACAGCUGCUGAGUCUGGACAUAUCAAAUUAUGGAAUCACUGUGGAGAUGAAGAAUUUGUGCUCGAAGCAGGUAAAAAUUUAAACAGAAUGAGAAGGGCAUUUAUGCAAGAAAACAUCAUUGCAACAGGUGGAGAUGAAAAUCCCUUGAAGCUCUUCGACAUUGAAAGGCAAACUCAAAUUUUCACUGCGAAAAAUGUUCCAAACGACCAAUUGACACAACUGAAAGUAGAAAUCGGAAUUAAUGAUAUAGGUUUUAUAAACAACAGUGAGCAUAUAGCUACUGCUGGCAAGUACGGGCAUAUUCGGUUGUAUGAUAUCAAAGCACAAAGAAGACCAGUUGUAAACAUUCAAAUGAAUGGUGAUGAUAUAGCAAUAAAAGCUUUGGCAACUUGUACUCACGAAGAUAAACAUAUUAUCGUUGGUACAGGUAAAGGAAGAAUGAAUCUUAUAGAUUUGCGCAAACCUGGAAAAAUUUUAAAUACUUAUAAAGGACCUGCUGGAGCAAUUACUGCUAUUGCAGCUACUAACUUGGAAGUUGUUAGCAUUAGUUAUGAUCGAUACCUUUACGUUCAUAAUAUAAAAACCAAAGCACUGCUCAAAAAGUGUAAUCUAAAAUCAAAGUUAUCUGCAAUGGUUCUAAGGGCCCAGUUUUCUUCAGAAAAACCUCAAAUAAAAAAAGAAGUUACUGUCUCAGAUGAUGAUGAUGACGAUGAUGAUAUCUUUGAAGAUCUGGAACUGCAAAAACCUAAAAAAAGGAAGUGCAUUGAAGAUAUUGUCUGUAAUGGUGCUUCAAUAAAUAAAAAAAUUAAAAAUAAUAAAAAAGUAAUAAAAAAAAGUGCUGAACCAGACAGUGACGAUGAUAGUGACGAACUAGACACCGAUGAUAGUUUUAAUGGUGACUCAAGUGAAGUAAGCGAAUAAG
Messenger RNA from Trichogramma pretiosum, 1502 nucleotides. Its product is annotated as ribosome biogenesis protein NSA1. Gene Ontology annotation, biological process: ribosomal large subunit biogenesis. The record is from RefSeq and is a predicted model, not a curated record. Gene Ontology annotation, molecular function: protein binding. The transcript has a single exon. Gene Ontology annotation, cellular component: preribosome, large subunit precursor; nucleolus. NCBI's taxonomy places the organism in Eukaryota, Metazoa, Arthropoda, Insecta, Hymenoptera, Trichogrammatidae. The coding region runs from base 272 to 1501 and encodes 409 amino acids.